AUCCGUAGAUGGGUUUGAUGUAUUUUUGUACUAAAUUGAUUUAUCUUUUUUUUAGCACAAAAUCUGCACUAAGAUCGCUGAUAAUUAAGACCAAAGGCUUUAUCUCGGGGACCAAGACAUGCAUUUCAUGAAUUUUUGGUGACGACGUAUUUUGAAGUCGGGACGUCGCUGGUUCUGCUACCAGAAAUAGUUCCUUUCGUUGAUCUUGUGCUGACGUGCUUUUGUGUAGAGAAAAUGAAAUCAUGCAUAACCGUACGCUGGUUUGAAAACAGCGCUCUCGGGUACAGAAAUGUGCCUGCUUUAAUUGCGAAUCGAGUUCUUAGCGCGUCUCAUAUACAAGGGCCACCUCAAUAUCUCUUUUAUUUGGCGAGAUACGAAAAAUGUGUGAAAUAUAAUUUUAUAUGAUAUUACGAUGUUAUCCGAUCGCAUACUAAAACUUCCGGCAUACCUUCCGGUUUAACCGGAAAUCAAUGGCACUUUUGUUUUUCAAAUGCAAUGCUUAUGUUUUUUUACGAUAUUUGAGAAGAGUAAUCAAUUUGCGACAACAUAAAAUAUGCAUAUGGUUGAUAUACAAAAAAUAGAAACAUUAUAGUGAUUCAAUAUGUAGAAAACUCGUGAAAUCCAACAUGCCUAGUCCAGUUUAUAUUCGUUGUAUUGUUUUUAAUCUUCAUGAACGCAUUUGGAACUGGUGGGCGCGGCGCAGUCCCGUCGAACGCCCUACCAACACUUGGUUGUAAUCGCUCUUGGUCGAGCGCUCGACUCUCUAGUUGCGAGAUCGCGACGGUUCUAGUCGUGACAAGGCGCGACUGCUACUCCCUAGGGCCUAGUGCAUUUCCACCUUAAGUCUUCAUGAAGCGUACGGGAUGCAUAAAUGCACUAAGGAUUUCUUUUGUUUAAGUCUUUUUCGUAUUAUUCGAAAGCUUUUGCGAGUCACGUGUCACUUUAAUGUAUUUGAUGCAGAACAUUCUAGCGCUUUAUGGAUCAUCUGCUGCUACACUUAACAAUGGCCCCACUAUCUAAUGUAAAAUUGCGACACAUCCCCAUCUCACUCGCCGAAGGUUCCCAUUCUCGGACCCCACCGUCGACAGGGAGAGGGUGCGAGUGUGGUGUCCGACUUUGAUCUUAAACGUCGCUCAACAACAUGAACGCUGCUACAACUGCGGAAAUCGACUACUCUUUACGAAGGAAACAUCAGAUGCGUAUCUAUAUUUGUCGGUGCCUGAAUAAAGACUCAUCUAAAUUAAUGAAGUUGCGCCUCUUUAUAAUUCUCACUCAACGAACGCGGUUUAUGGCGCGGAAUCGGUUACCGAUAGAGGACCAAGCAAGAAGUGAAUUAAGAACUCAAAGGACUAAUCAGUAGAAAUGACAGAUUAGAUAUCGAUAGAUAGCGCAAAUUGUUACACCUACCAUUAUUGGUAUUCUAUUUAAAAUAAGAAAAAGAAAGUAGUUUUAUCAACCCUAUUUAAAACCUAGAGAAGGAAAGAGUCUGUUUAAAACAUCAAAUAAAAAAUGCCAUUUUCUACUUUAAAGACGUAUUUCAAAUAGAUGUAUUCGAAAUAGGUACUGACUUGAGACUUGCUCAUGCCUUAUCACGAUUAGCGCUAUCUCGGUUAAUGAAUCCUGAAUUUAAAAUUACCGCUCAAAAUAAAACGUUACAUGUUGUCAUAGCGAUUUCAAAUUCAAAACAAAUGAGAACCAUCUAUCGACCUUAUUGUGAAUUAUGGCCAUUUAUAACCUUGUUUUUAGCUUUUUAAUAUAAUUUUGUACGUGUACAAAAGGCAUAUUUCUUCAUUUUUAAAACUGCGCAGUGUUUUAACAUGUUAUGUGUACGAAUAACUUAAAACAUGGAAGAUGACCGCAAGAAAAAAGUGGAAGCUGGCCGUGAAAAGCUAACUGCCUACAAAAAGAAAAAAGAAAAACACAAACAUUCACCGCGAAGUGCUUCGGCUUCCCAAAGUGAUACUUCAUUGUCCGCAUCCCCACCCUUGUCAGAAAAUGCACCCAAACAACAUACUGGAGACGUCCAGUCGGAGAGUAGUGUUAUAUCCGAACAUUUAAGUUCACACAGUGAGAGCAUUGAAAAUGAUAGAUCACUUCAAGAAAUUGAGAUAUCGAACGUCCCGUCAAACUUGUCAUUAUUUGAAAACUUGUCGUCCGACGAAAACACAGAACAUAUAUCGCACGAGAAUAAACCCUCACCAUUAGAUUCUAGUAACAGUACCGAUCCACAUGUGAUAACUAAAACGAAUGUAGAUAGUCAAAGUAAUGUACAAAGUAUUUUAAACGAAAUCCUUCGGAGCGAGGAAUUCAAAUCCGAUUCGGAACACACCCUGCACCACACGGAUUCAAACGAGAAUAGCUUUAAUCUGUUUAAAGAUGUUAAUUUAAAUGAUAGUUUUCUUGAGGAGUACGGCACGAAACCCAACGUUUACAGCACUCUCGGGGACACCUCAAAAUUGAAACAGCUCGAGGAGAUUAUCAACGCGAAGGAAACGACAAUCAACGCGUUGACCUCCGAGUUGGAAUCUUGGAGAGAAAUUAACUCGAGUGCUCAAUCCACACCGAGCUUAAACACUUCGACUACAGACUAUAAAAAUUUUCCCGAAGAGUAUUACAAAAAGAUCGUAAAGUACGACGAUGACUUGCAGCAUCGCGACAUCUUGAUCCAACAGCUGACAGAUGCAUUGAAAAGGUCGUGUGACGAACGAGUGCAGCUAGAACGAGACAGCCAGAGUUUGGCAACCGAUAUCGCCGUACUCCAAAAACAGCUAGCCCAUACGUCCGAUUUGCUGGGGAAGAAGAAGGAGGGUGCGUUGGUUCCCAUAAGGGAUUGUUCUGCUCAAACUGACACUCUCGAGCCGGUAGUCACCGGAACCAUUUUGCCAGAUGGUGAUACAACUGAUGGUAUUGGGAUAGACACACAGCAUUUUCAAUCUUCGGACGAACCUCAAGGAGACGAAUCAAUUUUGAACUUGGACAAAGAAUGUUUAUCGCUGGAGAGGACCCUCAAUGCGCCACAGAUUGAGCUGAUGCGAGGGGUUAAGGAGUCUAUCAACGCUUACGUAGAGGCCCAUAUGGGGGAGCAUCACAGAUUACAUCAGCUUGAGUUGAAAAAAUUGGAGAAUAAAUUGGAGAACGAACAAAUGGGGUACGAAGCAGAAAUCGCAAAGCUAAAGGAACUGUUAAAUGGUAUGAAUUGCCAUCCCGACGAUGUCGUCGCACUUAGAACAGAAUUGGAAGCGAAACACGCAAAGGAAAUGGAAGAACUUCGGACUUAUUUUGAGAAGAAAUGCGCGGAAGUCGAAAAAAAGAAGGAUACAAUCUAUUCGGAGGAGGUGUUCAGUCAACAUAGUCGUAAAAUGUCCGAAUCAAGUCUAUGUUCAGAGUCUUUAGACUUUCACUUCACCGGAUCGCAUCUACCUUCAGGCCCAGGUGGCGAUUCCAGCCACUUGCACAUCGAGUUACCGAAAAUCGAGCCACCCAAACCCAAUUUUAAGGCGUUUACAAAAAGCGAUUGCGUCAAACUAAAACAAGACCUAUCGGAUAUUGUGAAAACGCUAGCCGAGUACGACUUAGAACGUAUAAGUCAAGAAGAUCACGCCGAUUUGAUAACGAGCUUGGAGAAGUGCAACCUGCAGCAGGUGUUCAAGUUCGAUCUGUCCGCGUUCAAAAAUAAGUGUAACGCCGAACUCGAAAUUCUAAGGGAGGAUUACGAGAAUCGCAUCGAGGUUCAAAAUACGAAGAACAUGGAACGAAUCGAUUCUCUCAAAUCGGAAUUGGAGGAGGCUUUGCGUAAUGCGGAAUUGAAUAUUCAUACGGCCGUUCAGGAAGUGGCGAGUUCGGGCGAGUUUGAAUUGGAAGAGGUCGUUCAAAGCUAUGAACGUCGAUUGCAGGAACAAGUCACGAUGGCUAAGUUUGACAUAUUGAAUGCUUUAGAGCUCCAAGUGCAGACGAUAGCGGCGGGUACGUGCGACGAUUCGGAGUGGCCCACCGAACUGCUGCAGAUUCGUAACAAAUUCGUUGAAAAAUACGAACGCGAGAUUAACGAACUGAAGGAGCAGCACGAAGAAGAGAUUGCCAAGUUGAAAGAAGACCACUUCAAAAUUCUCAAUGGAACUGUAGAACGAGCCAGACGAAAAAGUUUGCGCGAUGCGAGCGAAAACGAAGCGGAGAUCAUCCAAGAAAGGGACAGUUUACUGAAAACGACAACGUUGCUGCGUCAGUUAAUCGCGCAGCUUUUAAAGUACUUUCGCGAGUGCGAAGACGAACUCAAUAACACUCUUGUGGAUGAAUUGUUGAAGAAAAACAUCGGUCGGAAUCUGACCGAGCUCGAAAUCGAGCUAAAUCUCAACGACGAGUCAAUUUCGCACCUUGGCGGCAAGAAGAGGGUGCAUUUCACACCUAAAGUUGACAAGAUCAUAUCGGCGACACCCGACGGCGACACGAACAUCUCUUUAGACAUGCGAAACGAACUUGAGGCUUGCCUCCAUCGCUUGAAAGCGGAUGCCAACGCGAUCCUCAACUUGUCGUUGACGUUUAACAAACCACGAACGGAUGAUGAGGUACCGAUCGAUUCCACGAAUCGAGAUCUAAGCAUCGAAUUGGAGGAGGCGAAAAAUGAGCACCUUGAUCUUCAACAGCAGAUCGAAGCGGCUAACAAGAAGUUACGUGCGACUUGUCGCUUUCUCGAGGAACAGUCCGCUGAACGCGAGCAGGAGCGGGACGAGGCGCAAAAAGAGAUUGCAUGUUUGCGCGAGCAAAUUCGGGAGCGCGCGAAAGAUCGCGCGAGUUGCGAGCACAUUAGCGAUGAGCAGGAAGAAGACGUAGGUGCUGUUAACUCACGCUGUCGUAACUUCAAGACCAUCUCUGUUUGUAAUGUGGAGCGACUCGAAAUGCAAAUACGCGACAUGACCAAAGUGAUCGAGGCAGGCGAACUUAAGCAAAAUGAAAUAGAAUCCGAAAAGCAAGAGGCUAUAGAGAAAAUAUUCGUGCUGCGCGAUAUAAUUCGUGAUUUGGAAUCGGAAGUCGAAGCGAAGACCGCCCGUGAGGACAAACUAACCGGGGUAAUAUCGGAACUUGAAGAAAUAAUUUCACAACAAACUGCGAGGAGUGAAGACUUAACGAAGCAGUUGGAUGGUCAGUGUCUGCAAGAACACAUUGAUCGGUUAGAAGACGAAGUGCAGAGGUUGAAACUGCACUCGGAGUUCGCUGGUAGUGAAGGCGCCUUAAAACAAUUGAAGUUACAGCUGAACGAUUUUGAAGUUGGAAUCGACGAGAGAACUCGCGAAUUGGAAGGGUUGCUUUUCGUUAUUUCCACGACCAAUUGCAGUUCCCCCUCGGAAGACAUGUCAGUUCGAGAUCAGAUUCGACCACGAACACCAUCCGUUUUGGACGAGUGCGACUUGCCCCUACAGCAGUUGGCAAGGCUGAAAGAAAAACUCAUCAAGCAUUCGCGAGCCGAGGACGCGGCGGUUAAACGGAUUCACGAUUUGGAAAUGGAGGUCGAUAGUGUGAAGCACGACUUAAAUGAGGUGCAAAAUGAACGUGACAUUUUGCAAGAUCAGGUAUCCGAACAUCUUAUACUAAUAUCAUCUCUUCAAAUGAGGUUAGACGAUCAACGUCUUCGUGCCGAACAAGUCCAAAAACAAACGAACACCUCUUUGGAAGUUCGCAUUUACGAUCUCGAAAAUGAGAUCAAGAACCUAAUGGAAGUGAUCACCGCCAGAGAUAAGACGGUGAAGAAUUUAAACAAAACCGUCGAGGAAACGAAAAAGAAAUUGAAAGACCAAGAGUUGGAAUUGAAUACGAAGGUCGACGACGACGUUAUUUGCCAGCUGCAGGACCAAGUGAAAAGGAUGCAAGCCGAAAAUGCGGCGCUUUUGAAACGUAUUAACGACGACGCCCAGAACGCGCAAGUGCUUCCUAACCUCGUGGACAACAUCUUGGCCGAUAAAAACAAGGAUAUUGAAAAGCUGCAGGAGAAAUUAGACAAGACACAAACGCAGCUCAACGACUAUCUCUCUCUGAACUUAGAUCGCGAACAGUUGAAGACGUUAAGCCGACUUUCCAGUUCGGAGCGCGCCCUCAGCGAUAUACUCUCCCUUGUUGAUGUAGACUCGCCGGAAAGACUGCGAAAAGUCGAGAGACAAGCUGAAAGUUUAAGCGGUUCGAUUAAUGUCAUUCCCUAUAAGCAGGCGGCGAACGAGACCGAAGUGGUACCGCCUGCGAGUCGGUUCGAACCCGAAAUCUCCAGGAUCGAAAGGGUGGGCAAGCCGCACCUCUUCUUCUCACUGGAUUCGUCUCUUCCGAAACCGAACAGCACAGAGAUCCACAAGUCGACCGAAAAACGCGUGCAAUUCGAGGAUACGGUGUUUAACGCCGCAAUCGAGAAAUUGCACGCCGAAAUUUUGGAGCAGAAAAACGAGCUUUUCGAAAAGGACGAGCUGAUUAGGGAGUACUCUGACCGGUUGAACGUUUUGACGGAGUUAGAGGCGAACGUGAUCAAAUUACAGGAGAAGCUCGAAGAGACGGAGAACGCGUUGCAGAACGCCUCGUCGAACUUUGAGGCCGAGCUAAAGAAUAUGAAAGACGUUGAGAUGAGCUUACACGUCGAUAUCGCUGAGAAAAAAAUGUUGCUGAUGAAGAGAGAUGAGCAAUUGCAAUUGGCGGAAGAAGAUUCGGUUCGCAAGGACCAAAUGUACAUCAACUUGGUGAAGGAGAAGCGAGAAUUGGAAAAGGCGUUUAAUCAGCUGCAGAAUGAAAUGGAGCAGCUUCGUGGCAAUACUGAGGAGAUUACCAAUUUAAAAUCGCAAAUUACCGAAAUGGGGGAUUCACUGUCAAAGGUACAAGCUUUGGAAACCGAAGUGAGUGUGAAGCAAGAGGAAAUUGCAGCACUCGAAAGUAAGGCUUCUGUACUGCAAUUAAAGUUGAAGGAGUUCGAACUACAAAUGAAGCAGAAGACGGAGAUUACAGAGAAAUUGCAAAAGGAUUUGGCUAAUAAGGAAUCCCAGAUACGUAUACUAUCCGAGGAAGUGCAAACUAAGACUAAAGAAGUGGAAGCGCUUCAGCGUGACUUGCAGGACGAACAGAAGAAGCUCGCUUCUGAAUUUGAGGUUCACAUAAAAGACUUGAAGAAUCUACUGAUUGAUCGCGAAACUGAAAUUGAAAUUCUGAACGAGGACGCUCAACGUUACCAAGACGACAUUUCCAAACUGGAAGACAGACUGAAAUCGUACAAGGCGGCCACGAAUCAGGAACACGAAUUGAAACUUUCGCAGCAUGUUCGAGACAUAGCGGCUAAAGACCUUGAAAUUGUCAAGCUAAACAUCGAACUUGACGAUACCAACCGAACGGCCGGCAAUUUACACGAGGCACUCAAAGAGAAGGAGAAGGUUAUCGACCAAAUGAGCGAAGACAGCAAGAGCUUGCGGUUCAAUUUGGAAACGAUCCAAAAUAAAAUGAAGGAAUCUGGGAACGUGCUCGAUCUGAGGCGGCGCUUGGAGGAGGAGAGACGGCUAAAUCGUAUUUUGCAGGAGCAACUGAAAGCGGAGAUCGCCAAUCCGAAACCAGUCGAUAUGACGGCCUCCAUCGAGGAAAUCACGGGCGAAGUUCGCAAACAGUUGGAUUAUUCGGCCGAGCUGGAUUCGAGUAUCUUGAGCGCGCUUGAGAACAGCGAUAGGGAGGACGGAGACGAUCUUCGGUUGCUCAGGCAGAAUAUUGCUAAAGAAAAGGCGCUCAGAGCCGAAUUGAACAACUUAAACAGCGUUCUUCAGCAGAAUAUCCACGAGCUUCAAACUAAGUACCGAGACGCGGAGGAGAAGAUUAGUAAUUUGCAAUCUUCGUUGGCCAAUGAAAAACAGGCGCAGUUGGCAGAUGCGAAUAUGUUGGAGCAGCUGCGCGAGAGGCUCAGGAUUGCUUUGGAUAACGAGAACGCGUUCGCCAACGUGUUGGAUAACGAGAAGCAAAUUCGGCUUCACCUAGAGGAGCAGGUGGUUAGUUUGAAGCGGAAACUGAACAGUCUUAGUUCCGGAGAGAAUUCGAAGACUGAAGUGACCGAGUACAAGUCACUGCCCACUUUGGAGACGAUGGAGCUCAAUCGAUUACGGGGUCAAGUCAAAACGCUAGAGGAAGAGCUUGCCUGUCUACAUUCGUCCGUUAAAGAUCUUAAAAGUGACAAGCUGAAGAACAGCGCCACCUUAAAGUACACCAAGGACAUGCUGGACUUUAAGAAUUCCGAAAUCGAAAAACUACAAGCUCACAUCGGCGGCCUGAAGGGGGACGAGGUGGACGUACAGCAGAAGUGGGCGGCGUGCAAGGUCGAACUGGAGCAUAAAACUAGGGAGCUCGAGAAUAGUCGCGCGUUAAUCGGCGAAUUGGAGUCGGAGGAGCGCCAGAUGAAGGAGCAAAUCGAAAAGUUGAAUAAGAAGUUUGCCAAGGCCAUCGAGAGGGAAAAGAAGCUGAUGGCGGAGGUGCAGGGUGAUCAGUUGAAGAAGACUGUUCCGGAUCAGUUUUUAAAUAAAAUGAAGGACUUGAAUGAAAUGGUGCAAAAGCAUAUUAAGGAAAAUGAGCAGAUGGCGAAAGUAAUUACAAACCUCAACACCGAGAGGUCCGCGUUGCAAAACAGAAUUAUGGAAUUGGAGGAGUUAAAUCACGUGAAAUUCCCCUUCGAUGAUCCUGUCGAGAGGGCCAAUCAGUUGUUUGCGAAAUUUCUACGAUCGGAGAGCUAUCGAAAAGCGUUGGUGUGGCAGAAGAAGUACAUUGUGAGUUUGCUCGCAUCCUACCAAAACCAUCCGUUACCAUUCGAAAGCGCGACAGUUACCCCGGCCUAUGCGAGAUUGAGCGGUAGAAGACGAUUUAGGGCGGUGAUUGCCUGCAUUAUGGCGAUGAUUCGGAUGCAGUUUCUAGUGCAAAGAUGGCAUUCGGGCGUACGUGGGAUCGUUCGCAUACGUAACCGACAACCGAGAAUAAUAGCGAUGCCUUACGCCCCCGUGUCCAGUUCCGCUGCGCAAUUUCAAGUUGGUCAGCCAGUGUCUAGUCAAAACUUCCCAUUUCAAAUUAUUUCACCUGUCUAUUCCCAUCCAGUAUUAGUUCCUAGUACAAGUCGACAUCGCGAUACCUCGACUGGCGAUUCUGACGGCGGCGCCAGUUCAGAUCCGAAUCCGUGGUCCGGACAGACACCUCCCUCGAAAGAUUAUUGUAAGGGAAGGGGAGGUUUCAGUACAAAACCACUAAGUUAAUGUGCACUGUAAUUUUAAAUUUGUACAUAUUAAUCUAAGCGAGUAAUUUUUAGAGGACGUAAGUUGUAGCAUUUUUAGCCUAAGUGAACUUAAACAUGACGAGUAACACAUCGACCAGUUUAGACUGUAAGUUCAAGCGUGUAUAUUGUGAAUAUUUUUUAUAGAACCUACAGUAUUUUUACUCAAUUAGUUUGUUGCUCAAUUGUUUUAAAUGCGAAAAUUAGCUCAAGGCGUUAUUGUGUUGAAUGAUGGCCGGACAUACUGGAACACUUGCUGCGGUUGAAGCAAGACAAUCUGCAACAAACACCAAAAAUCCGCUGCAGAUUGCCGGUAGUAUGUUUGUUCGGCCAUCAGUCGCUUGUGCUCAAUCUGCAAGUAAGAAUUCGGUGAUUUGCAAGUAUGUUUUUCUAGUCAUUUUUUGUCAUUUAAAGUAAUUAAAGGUAUGCAUUUUGCUAACAUAUAACAGUACGUUUUCCCUUAUAAAUCAGAUGACCAAAGACUACAAACAUGUAAAAGUGUGUAGGGCUGUGCUGAACAUUUGACAGAGUUGUUUGUUUAUUAUACAUAUUAAAGAUAUUUAUUUAUAUGCCGUAAUUUUACUGAAAUGAACUUUGUAAAAUGUAUUUAUUUUAUUAGACGUUUGGUACUUAUAAAUUUGUAUUGUUUUGUUUAUUAGCUAACGUUAUGUAUCGUGUAGAAAUGUUUAUAGAAACAAAGUGAAAUGUGCCUUGAUUUUCAGGUGCCAUAUUUGUCUAAACUUUAAAUCUAAAAAUGUAUUUUUAAAUUGCAGUAGUAAUAAACGUUA
This is a messenger RNA of Photinus pyralis (common eastern firefly), 10041 nucleotides long. Its product is annotated as A-kinase anchor protein 9-like. Gene Ontology annotation, biological process: signal transduction. The transcript is spliced from 19 exons. Gene Ontology annotation, molecular function: molecular adaptor activity. NCBI's taxonomy places the organism in Eukaryota, Metazoa, Arthropoda, Insecta, Coleoptera, Lampyridae. The record is from RefSeq and is a predicted model, not a curated record. The coding region runs from base 1845 to 9236 and encodes 2463 amino acids.